Trematomus bernacchii (emerald rockcod) is the source of this 908-nucleotide messenger RNA. RefSeq names its product dual specificity protein phosphatase family protein. The transcript is spliced from 3 exons. Lineage: Eukaryota; Metazoa; Chordata; Actinopteri; Perciformes; Nototheniidae. Gene Ontology annotation, biological process: negative regulation of MAPK cascade; protein dephosphorylation. Bases 40 to 594 code for a protein of 184 amino acids. Gene Ontology annotation, cellular component: cytoplasm. Gene Ontology annotation, molecular function: protein tyrosine/serine/threonine phosphatase activity; MAP kinase phosphatase activity. The record is from RefSeq and is a predicted model, not a curated record.
CACACACUCUGCUGGAGGAGCUGUCUGUGUGAGGGGAGAAUGUCAGGGAGCAGUCAGCCACAGGACCUGGUGCUCAUUAAAGAACUAGAGCUCAUCUUGGAUUCCUGCACACUGGAGCUCACACCAGUGGAUGAAGUCUGGCCCAACCUGUACAUAGGAAAUGUUGCGGUGGCACAGAAUAGAAAGACAUUAAAUAAGCUCGGCAUCACUCAUGUCCUGAACGCAACACACUCCAAGCAGGGCAGCAUCGGUGACCAGAGUUUUUAUGGGGACUCCUGCGUUUACUUUGGCAUCCCAGCAGAGGAUUCAGACCGCUUCGACCUCAGUGAGAACUUCAAACCUGCAGCUGACUUCAUACAUAAAGCCCUGAAGAGCAAAGAUGGAAAAGUGCUGGUGCAUUGCAUCAUGGGAAUGAGUCGAUCAGCCACAUUGGUCCUGGCUUACUUAAUGUUGCGGCAGCGUUUCAUUCUGAGAGAUGCUCUGAAACACAUCGUCCAAAAGCGACCCAUUUAUCCAAACAAGAACUUUCUGUCUUUGCUCCUCAAACUGGAUCAACAGCUGACAUUCAAACGGAGGUUGUGUCCUCUUUUAUGACACCUCUCCCUCUCUUUCUUCUCCUCCCUCAUCACAUUAGACCUCUAUUCCCAUGAGUUACACACACGGAAAAUAUCUGUAAAUAAUACUCCUUUUGACUUUUAAAGUUACUUUUCAUGCACAGGUUUAACUUCUGGCUACAGCAGCAAUGAUCAUGUGUUGUAAAAAGUGUAUUUAUUCUCUUUGUAUUAUUUUCAUAUUCAAACUGUAUUCAAAUGUUCCCUGCCAGAGUUGUUCUGCAUGUACACAAGCUUUGUAAAUAUAGCUUUAUGACUCAGUGUGAAUAUGAAUUAAAGACAUUUUGUGUUAUUUAA